AUGUGUACCACCCUCUUCCUGCUCAGCACCUUGGCCAUGCUCUGGCGCCGCCGAUUUGCCAACCGGGUGGAACCAGAGCCCAGCCGAGCGGACGGAGCAGUUAUGGGCAGUAGCUCGGAUACAGACCUCCAGUCCUCAUCCUUGGGCAGGGAAAAAGAGCCUUUGAAGUAAGUCCGAAGCUCUUCAGGAGGGGCUCAACUCCAG
Molecule: messenger RNA, 204 nt
Organism: Dipodomys ordii (Ord's kangaroo rat)
Lineage: Eukaryota; Metazoa; Chordata; Mammalia; Rodentia; Heteromyidae
Gene: Prcd
Product: progressive rod-cone degeneration
Exons: 3
Coding region: 1-171 (56 amino acids)
Cellular component (GO): photoreceptor outer segment membrane
Molecular function (GO): opsin binding
Source: RefSeq, a predicted model, not a curated record